This is a messenger RNA of Arabidopsis thaliana (thale cress), 1212 nucleotides long. Its product is annotated as Remorin family protein. The transcript has 5 exons. Lineage: Eukaryota; Viridiplantae; Streptophyta; Magnoliopsida; Brassicales; Brassicaceae. The record is from RefSeq and is marked reviewed. Bases 257 to 865 code for a protein of 202 amino acids.
AUGGUCAUUGAAUCAUUGAUCGUGCAUCAAAGAUACUACAAAAAGAAGAAAAUCAAAUAUAUAAAGAAAGAAGGCGAGUCAUUUUAUGACAACGAGAAACAGAACAUCACUACCAAACAUCUCCAGCUCAGUUUCUUCAAAUAAAAACAGUUAAUCUCUCUAAAACAAUUUUUUGUUUUCUCUCUCUCUUAAAUAACCAGAGAGUUCAGAAUCAUUUUGAUUCUCUUUGUAAUCUUUAGUUGUUGUACCUAACAUCAUGGCUGAAGAGGAACCGAAGAAGGUGACAGAGACCGUGUCGGAACCAACUCCAACACCGGAAGUUCCGGUGGAGAAACCUGCUGCUGCUGCAGAUGUUGCUCCUCAGGAGAAGCCUGUGGCUCCACCUCCCGUUCUUCCAUCUCCGGCACCGGCAGAGGAGAAGCAAGAAGACUCUAAGGCUAUUGUUCCCGUCGUCCCUAAAGAAGUAGAGGAAGAGAAGAAAGAAGGAUCAGUUAAUCGAGAUGCUGUUCUGGCUAGAGUUGAGACAGAGAAGAGGAUGUCACUUAUCAAAGCUUGGGAAGAGGCUGAGAAAUGCAAAGUGGAGAACAAAGCUGAGAAGAAGCUUUCUUCAAUUGGAUCAUGGGAGAACAACAAGAAAGCAGCUGUGGAAGCUGAGCUCAAGAAAAUGGAGGAGCAAUUGGAGAAGAAGAAGGCAGAGUAUGUGGAGCAGAUGAAGAACAAAAUAGCUCAAAUUCACAAGGAAGCAGAAGAGAAGAGAGCGAUGAUUGAAGCUAAGCGUGGAGAAGAAAUUCUCAAAGCAGAGGAAUUAGCAGCCAAGUACCGUGCCACUGGAACCGCUCCCAAAAAGCUUUUCGGAUGCAUGUGAUCUCUAAUCAUCUCGAUGGGGAAACAAAUGAAAUAUGGUAUUUGAUGUAAUGACGUUCUUUAGUUUGCUUAAUGUGGGUUUAAUAUGGCAACAUAGAAAGUUAUAAGGUCAACAUCUUAUAUUGAUUGGGCUGCGUUUGUUAAUUUGAUUUGUAUUUGUACAUCUUUUCAUUGAAAGGCUUUCUCUUAGCUUUAUGAAUUGGUAAGUACAAUAAUACAUAUUUGUUCUUUAUGUCGUAAUUUAUGAUCGCAUCCCCCGGCCCCUAUCAUAAAUGUAGUAGUACGUAAGUGGUCCGAUAUGUAAAACGAGAACAAGGUCCCAUAAUUUGAAAUGUUUGCAUCAUAAAA